GUGAUCAUCUUUGGAUUAUGCCAAGAUAGUUUUAAAAUGUCUCGGAGCAGUACUGCAAAUCGAAGCCGAAACAGCUCUCUGGAGAAACCCAGAAGAUCAGGAAACUCUGGAAGAUACAGCAGCCCCAGAUCAAGCAACCAGAUCAGCUACAGUGAAGUGCUAUGUGAUUUUUGUCUGGUUAAGAAGAAUAAAGCUGUAAAGUCAUGUCUGACAUGCUUAACCUCAUUCUGCGAGACUCAUCUCCAGGCCCAUUUUGAGUAUCCAGCUCUUAUGAAGCACAAGCUGGUGACGGCAACAGGGCAACUGCGUGAGAAAAUCUGUGCAGAACAUGAUAAACUUUUGGAGGUUUUCUGCCGUUCUGACCAAGCAUGUGUUUGUGUAUUGUGUAUCAUGGAGGAGCACAAAAAACAUGAUAUUGUUUCAGCUGCAGCUGAAAGGACAGAAAAGCAGAAAGAGCUUGGGGCUAAACUGAUGGCUUCACAGCAGAAAAUUGAGGAAAGGAUGAAGAAAUGGCAAGAACUUAGGCAGGCAGUGGCAUCUCUAAAACAUUCUUCUCAGAGUUUGCUGGAUGAAAAUGAGCGUAUUUUCGCUGAACUGCUCCGGGCACUGGAGAGGAGGUAUGCAGAAGUGAAGGAGAUGAUCCGAGCGCAGGAAACUUUUCUGGUGACAAGUGCAGAGGGACACCUGGACAGACUGGAGGAGGAGAUCACACUGCUUAGAAAGAAACAUAAUGACCUGGAGCAGCUGUCCCACUCUGAUGAUCAUAUCCAUUUCUUACAGAGCUGGCAGUCUCUCUCUGCUCCUUCUGGAUAUGAAGACUUGUCCAAAGUGACAUUAGCCCCACACCACACAUUUGACAAUGCAAAGAAAGCCAUCUCUGAACUGAAAGUGCAAUUAGAAGACAUAAGCAAGGGAGAACUGAACAAAAUCUCCUCAGCAGUGAAAGAAGUUCAAAUUCUGCAGACUCUGGAACCAGUAAAAAGGGAGGAGUUCUUAGAAUAUUAUUGCCAGCUUUCACUGGAUGCCUCAACAGCAUACCCAAGCCUGCAGCUGUCAGAGAGAAACACAGUGGUGCAGAUGAGUAAUGAACCAAAGCCGUACCCUGAGCACCCUGACCGCUUCGACUACUGGCAGCAGGUGCUGUGUAAGGAAGGUCUGGCCGGUGGUCGCUACUUCUGGGAGGUGGACUGGAGUGGCACAGAAAUAGAUAUAGCUGUGGCUUACAAGAGUAUUCAGAGGAAAGGAAAUGACAAUGCUUGUAGCUUUGGGGGGAAUAACAAGUCUUGGAGUUUAUACUGCUCUGAAUCCAAGUUCUCCUUUGUACAUAACAGCAAAAGCACCACUUUAUCUCGCCCAAGUUCCUCCAGAAUAGGGGUGUAUUUAGACUAUGCGGCUGGAACAGUAGCAUUUUACAGUAUGUCCGACACCAUGACGCUGCUUCACAAGGUUCAUACUAAAUUCACUGAGACCCUCUACCCUGGGUUUGGAGUCUGGGGAUAUGGGACAACUGUCCGACUGUAAAUUAGAGUAAAUUACUAAAAUAUGUUUGGUGUAAAGGUGUAGAGUGUUAAUCGGGAUGUUAAUAGUGGUUUUUACAUAUUUAUCUUAUACAGGAGUCAUUUGUCAACCACACUUUUAUCACUGCAUCCUGUAUUGACAGUGACUCAUCUUUAACAGCAAAGCAAAAUACUGCUAUUUUUCAUGUGUAAACCAUUACUUGGCUUAUUGAUUUAUUAUGUCUUGACUCUAAAUACUCUAGACACCACUCCAACCCUGUCUAUUCCUUACCAUUCUGCUUUACCUAUCAGAAACAUUUGAUACUGGAUACACUUGCAGUAUACUAGCUAUGUGGCACAAAAAGUAAGAAUAAUUUACAAACUUUUAAUAAAAAAAGAUAAUUAUAUCUGAAAAAUGGCAGUCUGUGACAAGUUACGUAUUAUAAUCCUUCACUGUAAUGCUUUGUUGAAAUGUUUUUAUUAUUGCAUAACAUUUGUAUUUAUCGUAUUGUUAUAGGAUAGGAUAUUUUAUUAGGCUAACUAUCUGUAAGGAAUUUUAUUCAAAUAAAAAUACUUCACUUUUUGUGUUAACCUUUUGGUUUUAAUUUAAAGGGAUAUUCACCCAAAA
This is a messenger RNA of Myxocyprinus asiaticus (Chinese sucker), 2124 nucleotides long. RefSeq names its product tripartite motif-containing protein 16-like. Gene Ontology annotation, molecular function: zinc ion binding; protein binding. The transcript has 6 exons. Bases 37 to 1521 code for a protein of 494 amino acids. The record is from RefSeq and is a predicted model, not a curated record. Lineage: Eukaryota; Metazoa; Chordata; Actinopteri; Cypriniformes; Catostomidae.